This is a messenger RNA of Parastagonospora nodorum SN15, 1449 nucleotides long. RefSeq lists its product as hypothetical. The transcript is spliced from 3 exons. Gene Ontology annotation, cellular component: endoplasmic reticulum; membrane. Gene Ontology annotation, biological process: GPI anchor biosynthetic process; protein localization to plasma membrane. Bases 1 to 1449 code for a protein of 482 amino acids. The record is from RefSeq and is a predicted model, not a curated record. Gene Ontology annotation, molecular function: glucosaminyl-phosphatidylinositol O-acyltransferase activity. Lineage: Eukaryota; Fungi; Ascomycota; Dothideomycetes; Pleosporales; Phaeosphaeriaceae.
AUGGCGAAGACGUACAAACAACUCAAGGAGGCCUGGGUGUCGGGUCACACCGGCAGCUCCGUCGCUGACGUCAAUAGCGUCUCGCUCGCAAUGCCUUUGAGCAUACUACUGUGGUCUGUCGUUCAGUCACGCAUGCGAUUGUUCACGCCAUAUACGGUUCCCGCCUUUCUCGUGGACUUUCUGCUGAAUUGCGGAGUUACGCUGUUCGCUACGACCAUUUACUCGUCCACGCCAUGGGUCUUGAACCUACUACUGCUGCUCCCUGCAGUUAUACUAGUCGUCCUUGAGAAGCCAGUACAAGCGAAGAAAGAGGCAAGGCCACAGAAGAAGGACGACAAUGCGAAGGACUCCAAGCCCGACCCGCUUCCUGUGAAGCCAUUCAUCACGAACUACCGCGGCGCAAUGAUGGUCAUAACCUGUGUCGCAAUCCUGGCAGUCGACUUUCGCGUCUUCCCCCGGCGCUUUGCAAAGGUGGAAAACUGGGGAACAUCGCUCAUGGACAUGGGCGUGGGCUCCUUCGUCUUCACAGCCGGCGUUGUGUCCGUCCGAUCCUCGCUGAAAGAAGGCACAGGCAGACGCCCACCACUAUCCCAGCGUCUCCUCACAUCAAUCCGCCACUCGAUCCCGCUCCUCGUUCUCGGGACCAUCCGCCUCAUCUCCGUCAAGGGUCUGGACUACGCAGAGCACGUCACCGAGUACGGCAUCCACUGGAACUUCUUCUUCACACUCGGCUUCCUCCCGCCCUUCGUCGCCCUCUUCCAGACCUUCUUCGACCUCGUGCCCUCCUACGCAAUCCUAUCCUGCACCCUUGCCGCUCUCUACGAAAUCGCCCUCGACUGGACCUCCCUAGGCUCCUACAUCGUGAUUGCCCCGCGCACAAACCUACUCUCCAAGAACCGCGAAGGCAUAUUCUCGUUCAUCGGCUACCUGGCGAUAUUCCUCGCCGGCCAAUCCCUCGGCUCAAUCGCCCUCCCGCGGCAACAAGCACUCCCCAAGAACUCCUCCCUUGGCGCCAACUCGCCAUCGCGUCUCUGCUCUGGACUGCCCUCUUCUACUUCUCAACAUCUGUACUACGGCCUCCGUCUCUCCGUGUCCCGACGCAUCGCCAAUCUCCCAUACUUCCUGUGGGUCAGCGCGUUCAACAGCUACCAAAUCACUAUCUGCUGCGGCAUCGAGACCCUCUUAUUUCCGAACUUGUACAAAGCGCCUACCAAGUCGGAAGAAAAAGCGCGCACCAGGGAGGCGACGAGUAGCGUCUUGUACGCGUUCAAUCGAAACGGAUUAGCGGUGUUUUUGGUCGCGAAUUUACUGACGGGGUUGGUAAACAUGACGAUGCCGACGCUGCACAUGGGCGUGUUGGAGAGUAUGGGUGUGCUUGUCGCGUACACGGUUGCUGUGGCGGGCGUUGCUGUGGGGUUGGAUUGGUGGGAUGUUUCGGUUAAGCUGUAG